GAGGCUGGCCUUCGUCUGUCGGCUCCCCCGGGGUCCCCGCCCAGACCUCGCAGCCGCCUCCCUCCCCUCCAGGUCAGGCCCUGCCCAGGGCCAGCACGCAGCUGCCUGCCCAGGCUCGACGGGGCGGUGUGCCCCGUCUGCGGCAGCCCCUGCCCAGCAGGGGUGAUGGCAGAGGACUCUGCGGUUUCUGCUGGGGCACCUUCUAGGGAUGCAGCCUGGAAGGGGCCGCCCGAGGAGGAGGGUGACAGCAGGCGGGCACGGGUGGGGACAGGCAGGGCCGGGGAGACGGUCUGGGACCACAGGGGUGGACAGGCGGCCAUGAGAGAGGGUCAGAGGUCGUGUGUGGGCAGGAGGAUGAGAGAUGGUCAAGUGUCACUUGGGUGGGUGUGGAUGAGGGUCCUCCUGGGCAUUAGGCCAGGGCCAUCGCCAUGGGAAUGAGAAGGACGAAGCCUGACACUGCUGAGCGGUGGGGUCCAGCGUUGGUGCCGCCCCUCGUCCCAGAGAAGCCUCUGGCUGGGUGGUGUCUCCACGGAGGGACCCCAUGACCUAGGAGACCUACUGAUGACACCACGUGGCCCUGUAGAACCUGGAGGUGGCAACCCCUCGCUGCGGUCAGUGAGACGAGCUCAUCCCCAUGGGAGCCCCUCGAAGACCAGGUGACCGCUGUCUCCUCACUCUCACUGCCGUCUUCACCAUCGUCUUCAUCACCAUCGUUUCCACUAUUAUCUUCACCACUUCUAUUUUCUUCUUCAUCACCUUCUUCACCAUCGUCUUCAUCACCAUCGUUUCCACUAUUAUCUUCACCACUUCUAUUUUCUUCUUCAUCACCUUCUUCACCAUCGUCUUCAUCACCAUCGUUUCCACUAUUAUCUUCACCACUUCUAUUUUCUUCUUCAUCACCUUCUUCACCAUCGUCUUCAUCACCAUCGUUUCCACUAUUAUCUUCACCACUUCUAUUUUCUUCUUCAUCACCUUCUUCACCAUCGUCUUCAUCACCAUCUUCUCCACCAUCGUCAGAGAAUGUUUCCCCAAAGGAAAGCCUGGCUGAGCCCAGCAGUGGGAGGAGGGUGCUCAGAGACCAAGGGCAGACAGGUCAGUAAGGGGCCACAUGGCCGGCAGAGCAGGAGUGCAGGGCAGACUGGAGCCAGCCUGGGGCCCACACACAUUCCUAGGAGUGGUGGGGUGUGCUGAGGGGUUAGGAAAGCUGGUGCCCACCCCAGACACACCGGGCAGACCCAGAGGCACAGGCUUGAGCGGGAGCGGGUGAGAGCCCAGGGAGAAGGAGGGCUGGGCUGGGGGCUCCAAAGCUGAAGCCCUGUAGAGACUUGCAGCCGCCAGGGCUGGGUUGUGCCUGCAGCUCUGUCUGAGGGUGUGACCUUAUCUGGAAACAAGUUGUCUGGCAGGCAGGGUUGGCAAAGGAAUGAAAAGUGAAAGUGAAGUUGCUCAGUCCUGUCUAACUCCUUGCGACCCCACGGACUGGUCAGGAAAGC
Molecule: messenger RNA, 1490 nt
Organism: Cervus elaphus (red deer)
Lineage: Eukaryota; Metazoa; Chordata; Mammalia; Artiodactyla; Cervidae
Product: NADH-ubiquinone oxidoreductase chain 5-like
Exons: 2
Coding region: 635-1048 (137 amino acids)
Source: RefSeq, a predicted model, not a curated record